Ilyonectria robusta is the source of this 1815-nucleotide messenger RNA. Its product is annotated as fungal-specific transcription factor domain-containing protein. Gene Ontology annotation, biological process: positive regulation of transcription by RNA polymerase II. The transcript is spliced from 2 exons. Bases 1 to 1815 code for a protein of 604 amino acids. Lineage: Eukaryota; Fungi; Ascomycota; Sordariomycetes; Hypocreales; Nectriaceae. The record is from RefSeq and is a predicted model, not a curated record. Gene Ontology annotation, molecular function: transcription cis-regulatory region binding; zinc ion binding; DNA-binding transcription factor activity, RNA polymerase II-specific. Gene Ontology annotation, cellular component: nucleus.
AUGUCCAAUCAAGACUCUAGCAAGAAGUCCGCUUGUUGGACCUGCCGGCUCCGCCAUAAGCGGUGCGAUGAGCAGUGGCCCAUUUGCACACCAUGCUCCGAGUUGGAAAUCACGUGCCACUUCACCCAAGAACGUCCGGCCUGGAUGGACAACGGUCUCAAACAGCAACAAGUUUCCCAGCAGCUGAAGACCGAGGUCGCACAAAGCGCAAAGCGGCGUCGAGGGCUUGCCAAGAUGGGGCAUAUCGCUGCCGGCAUUGCGGGUAUAUCAAGCCCGGCGCAACUCUUCACUUCGCCGCCAUCACGGGAUGAUGCUCAUGGCGGAAACUUGACCCAGCAUCGUCCUCCUAUAGGGCCGGCACCAGAGGGCCGAGACAAUCAAUGCAGCAGAGAAUUCAACAAUCCUCCAACCUCCUCUGAUAUGCAUUCCUAUGGAGGACCCCCAGCACAAGGCCGUCACAAUGUCAUCGAUUUACAAAACCCGAGAGAGUUCAGUGGAGCUGAGUUAUCCGUGAUGCACAUAGGUUUCAUCAUGACGUACAUAGACUACGUGUUUCCUCUCUUAUAUCCCUUGUACCGGCCUUCGGUGUUGGAAGGUGGGCGAUCAUGGGUCCUUGCACUGGCAAUGCCAAGCCAGAGUUUUUCCAACUCUAUCAUCAGCCUCUCUUCAUACUUUUUCUCUGUCAUCCCAGUAGAGCACGGUCCCGGGCACCGCGAAUGUACUUCGACGGCAUGGGACAUGGUUCGCGAACAAUCCACUCAAGCCCUGAGCCAGGUUCGAAAGGAUAUCCAGAGUCUUGUUCCUGACAGGAUUGGUAGCUCCUUAUCAGACAACCUCACGCUCCUGGCAACAAUUGUCCAGCUUCUCAUUUUUGACGUCCAAGUCCCGACCUCCACCAAGUGGCAAACGCACUUCGGUGCUGCUGUCAGUUUCCACGAGCAAAUUAUCGACCGCUGCAAGCGAGAAACCAGUCUGUCGGCUGGUUUGAAGGCUGCUCUUCAGGUCAUUAAGUCUGCAUCUGUACCGAUCUAUGUCGAGCUGGGGGCGUUUCAAUUUUAUUCCAGCGUCCUCAUUUUCUGUGACGUUCUCGCAAGCACAGUAACCGGGGAGGUCCCAAAACUAUACGGACAUUAUUCUGAACUUCGGGGAGUUCACGCAGAAGAUGCGGUGUUUCUAGACACCAACGCGAUUACGGGUUGUCAAGCAUGGGCGUUGUUACUGAAGAAAACUGGCACUGCGAGCGGACUAUUCUCAAGGGAUGAGCUCUCAUGUAGAGCCAAUGAGAUUUGCGAACGACGAAAAUUAGGCCUCGACAGGCUUAACCGAACAACACAUUCCUCAAAGAACUCACCCUCAACCCGACCGAGCCGACCAAUUGAGGCAUUGCUGGAGCAGUCGGAAUGCUCGUACGGACUUCGACCAUUUGCGCCGAACAGACUAUUUCAGAUUACACAAAUCUGGUCCGGCGCUGGCCAUAUCUAUCUUCUCAUCAUCGUCCACGGUUGGCAGCCCAAGAAGCUUGAGAUUCAACACAGCGUUUCCAACUGUAUUGAGCUUUUGCAGGAGGUGUCCUCGCCAAGCUGGUUACGUUCACUCCUCUGGCCGCUUUGUAUUGUUGGUUGUCUAGCACCCGAAGAGAAACGGUCGAUUAUCCAAGAAAGAUUCUCUUUUCUUGGGGCUCUUGGAAAUCUUGGGACUGUUAGAGAGACAAUGCAGAUCAUUCAGGCUGUCUGGGCUCGAGAGGAUCUAGCAGCCGAUACCUGGGAUGUCGCCGCGUGCCUGAGAAUUUUGGGUCACAAUUCGUUAUUGAUCUAA